AUGCCAUGGAGGGUUGCUAAAGAGUGCUAUGCUGAGAGCAACUGGAACCAAAGAGCAACCGAAACUGAAGGCUCAGAAUUGUAUCAGCACAACGUAAAAGUUGGUGGAGGCCAAUGGCAGCUGACUGGACCAGACGAUUCCAUCAAGGCUUUCGUGGGAGAGGAUGUGGUGUUCUCAUGCUCGCUCUCUCCUAAGACAAAUGCAGAGGCCAUGGAAGUGCGGUUCUUCAGGAAUCGCUUCUCUGCCAUAGUCCACCUCUACAAGGCAGGGAAAGAUCAAGAAAGUGUGCAGAUGGCAGAGUAUCAGAAAAGAACUGAGUUGCUGAAGGAUGGCAUUGUUGAUGGAAUCGUGUCCCUGAAGCUAAAGGAAGUCACUUUCCCAGAUGCUGGCCAAUGGCAGGUGAUCGGGCCACAGAAUUCCAUCAAGGCUUUCGUGGGAGAGGAUGUGGUGUUCUCAUGCUCACUCUCUCCUAAGACAAAUGCAGAGGCCAUGGAAGUGCGGUUCUUCAGGAAUCGGUUCUCUGCCAUAGUCCACCUCUACAAGGAAGGGAAAGAUCAAGAAAAUGUGCAGAUGGCAGAGUUUCAGAAAAGAACUGAGAUGCUGAAGGAUGGCAUUAUAAAUGGAAUCGUGUCCCUGAAGCUAAAGAAAGUCACUCCCUCAGAUGCUGGCUUUUAUGGAUGCUGGUUCAAUUCUAAAACUCAUCAAGAAGAGGCCACCUGGAAACUGGAGGUGUCAGCUAAAUGGCAGGUGAUCGGGCCACAGAAUUCCAUCAAGGCUUUCGUGGGAGAGGAUGUGGUGUUCUCAUGCUCACUCUCUCCUAAGACAAAUGCAGAGGCCAUGGAAGUGCGGUUCUUCAGGAAUCGGUUCUCUGCCAUAGUCCACCUCUACAAGGCAGGGAAAGAUCAAGAAAAUAUGCAGAUGCCAGAAUAUCAGGAAAGAACUGAGUUGCUGAAGGAUGGCAUUGUUGAUGGAAUAGUGUCCCUGAAGCUAAAGGAAGUCACUCCCUCAGAUGCUGGCAUGUACGGAUGCUAUUUUAACUCCAGAACACAUUCAGAAGAGGCCACUUGGCAGCUGGAGGUGUCAGAAAGAAUUAUACAAGAAGAAAUAAUAGUGAAGAGACAAGACCAGGACGUAGUGAACAGGCUCAAGGUGCAUAUCAGCAAGCUCUCCAUGUCUCUCCUGAAAGCGAUAACCUUCAAGAAUACUCACCAAAAUCAAGUGGCUUCCUGUGAACGAGAGAUGGCAGAUUUCUCAGUCUCCCUGGACUUCUCACGGUUAGCACUUCUGUCCAGCAGUCUCUUCCUCGGCCUUCUUCUCCUCCUGCUCCAGCCUGGAAAGCUAAACUCAGAGGAGGUGAAGGUAUUAGGCCCAGAACCUUCCAUUGUGGCCCAUGUUGGGCAAGAUGUGGAGUUCCAGUGCCACCUGUCACCGUACCUGGAUGCAGAGGACAUGGAAAUCCGCUGGUUCCGCAGCCAGGCCUCAGAAGUAGUACACCUGUACCAGCACCGACAAGAGCUGAAUCACCUGCAGAUGACACAGUUCCAGAACAGGACCAAACUCCUGAAAGAUGACAUCACUGUUGGAAGUGUGUAUCUGCAGCUCCACAACAUCAUGCCCUCAGACAAUGGUACUUAUGGGUGUCACUUCCUCUCCAGCAACUUCUCCAGCAAAGCUGUGUGGGAACUGGAAGUAGCAGGGAUAGGCUCUGAUGUUCACAUCUCCUUGGAAGGGUUCAAGAAUGGAGGUAUUCAGCUGAGUUGCAGGUCCCAUGGCUGGUACCCAAAACCCAAAAUUCAGUGGAGAGACCAUCAGGGGAAGUGUCUGCCUCCAAAGGCUGAAGCCAUUGUCCAGAAUGCCCAGGGCCUAUUCGGUCUGGAAACAUCUGUGAUCGUUCCAAGAGGUGCUCACAGAAAUGUGUCCUGUUCCAUUCAGAACCCUUUGCUGAAUGAGAAAAAAGAAUGUGUAGUCCAGAUUGCAGAUGAGUUUCUACCCAGAACUUCUCCCUGGAAGGGAGCUUUUCUUGGAAUGCUGGUAGGGCUGCCUCUGCUCCUGGCUGGCCUCACAACACUGGGAGUGUACUUCUUCCAGAAGCAACGGAAAUUUCAAGAAAAGUUCAAGAAGCAGAAAGAGAAUGAACAAGGCAAACUGAAGACAGAGCUGGAAAAACUUCAGAUGGAACUUGAUUGGAGAAGGACCGAAGGCCAGGCUGAGUGGCGAGCAGCUCAACAAUAUGCAGUGGAGGUGACCCUGGAUCCAGCCACAGCACAUCCCAGCCUGGAGGUUUCAGAGGAUGGCAAGAGUGUACGCUCCCUUGGCACCACUUCAGGCUGGAAGCCGUGCGACCCACAACGCUUCUCAGACCAGACAUGUGUGCUGAGCCACCAGCGCUUCUCUACAGGCCGUCACUCCUGGGAGGUGCACGUGGGCUGCCGCAGCCGCUGGUUUCUGGGAGUCUGUCUGGCCACAGUGCCGCGGACAGGACCUGUGCGCCUGAGCCCGGCUGGAGGUUACUGGGUUAUGGGACUGUGGAACGGUUGCGAGUACUUCGUCCUGGACCCGCAUCGCGUCUCGCUUACCCUACGUGUACCACCAAGACGUGUGGGCAUCUUGUUGGACUGCGACGCAGGAAAGCUGUCCUUCUUCAAUGUGUCCGAUGGCUCCCACAUCUUCACCUUCACCGACACGUUCUCUGGGCAGCUCUGCGCCUAUCUCAGACCCAGAGCUCCCGAUGGCAGUGAAAAUCCAGAUCCUCUAACCAUCUGCCCAUUGCCGGAUAAAGGCAGACGCAUCCCCGCGGAGGACAAUAAUGACUGCUGGUUGCAGCCUUAUGAGCCUUCGGACCCCUCCCUGGGGGUGUGGUGAGCUCACGAGUGGGGUUCUUGGCAGCUUCCCGGGGACCCCCUGCUGCUUUGCGCUUGUGCUUGCUGUAGAGUCGAAUGCUUCCAAUGAAAUGAUCUGUGGGGUGUGUGUGUGAGAGAGAGAGA
Molecule: messenger RNA, 2984 nt
Organism: Ochotona curzoniae (black-lipped pika)
Lineage: Eukaryota; Metazoa; Chordata; Mammalia; Lagomorpha; Ochotonidae
Gene: BTNL9
Product: butyrophilin like 9
Exons: 18
Coding region: 1-2862 (953 amino acids)
Biological process (GO): regulation of cytokine production; T cell receptor signaling pathway
Cellular component (GO): external side of plasma membrane
Molecular function (GO): signaling receptor binding
Source: RefSeq, a predicted model, not a curated record